AUGUCGAUUACUCUUGAUGACGUAUCGACAUUACUUCACCUGCCCGUGAUGGGACAAAUGUGUGAUUUAGAGGAGUUGGAGUUUGAGGAGGCUCGUACAGCCCUUGUGCAACUGCUCGGCGUUGAUGGUGGCACAGCAGGUGCUGAGAUGGAGGACGCACGUGGUCCGAAAGUAGACUCAGCUGGCUUAGAGAGAUAUAUGUUCAGAGAAGGAUGCACGAUUUUUGCAAAUAAGAGUGCCAGAUCCAUACGCGUGUCUUACUUAUUGUUAUUUAGAGACGUACACGCGUGUGGCCGAUAUGUCUGGGGUGUUGCUGCACUCGCCUAUUUGUACGAGCAGCUCGAGGAUGCGAGUCUUGCCUCCACGAAGCAGAUGGCUGGAUAUCUGACUCUAUUUCAGAGUUGGAUAUACGAACAUUUCCCUGGCAUUGGGAGGAGGCGGUUGGUGACUUCUUACGAUGAUACCACACCACGUGCCAUGAGGUGGAAGAGCCCUAGGCAGAGUUCCACUCUCGCAGAGAUUCGGUCACAGUUGGAUGCGCUGACAUACAAUGGAGUUGUAUGGCAUCCGUAUGAGGGGCAUCGAGGCAUUCGGCCAUUCUUCGGCAUCUGUAUGUAUUCUGGAUGGAUUCGGAUUGGUGACACCCUUUGUCGUCAUUUUCCUGAGCGUGUGCUGAGGCAAUUUGGGUUUCAGCAAGACAUUCCACGAUCACCGACUACGGUUCCAGAUGCAGAUGUAGUGGCCAUUGAUCAUGUUUGGUUGCACUUCAGAGCUCACGUUGUGAGUAAUGUCAGACAUGCAGCAUCCCCUUCUGACUGUGUCGAUGGGUACAUUCAGUGGUUCAGGAGGGUUUCGCAUCCUUAUAUUAUUGUUGUUGCAGAUGACGCGCGACCGGCUCUUGCGCCUAGACAGCGCCCCAAUGUUCCACAGGAGGCACGACCCCAUCGUAGAUCGUCUCCACCUUCACCAUCUGGCGCCCUGGCUAGAUUUAGGCGAAUGGCGAGAAUGUUACAAUCCUUGAUAUCGUGUCGUCAUGUGACCGAGGGUAGUGUUGCACAUCAGGUGUCAAUGGACCUGCUUUAGAUUGCUAAUGAGGGCAUCGACGAAUAUUCC
This is a messenger RNA of Vigna angularis (adzuki bean), 1113 nucleotides long. Its product is annotated as protein MAINTENANCE OF MERISTEMS-like. The transcript is spliced from 4 exons. The record is from RefSeq and is a predicted model, not a curated record. NCBI's taxonomy places the organism in Eukaryota, Viridiplantae, Streptophyta, Magnoliopsida, Fabales, Fabaceae. Gene Ontology annotation, biological process: meristem development; meristem maintenance. The coding region runs from base 1 to 1083 and encodes 360 amino acids.